Molecule: messenger RNA, 2788 nt
Organism: Musa acuminata subsp. malaccensis (wild Malaysian banana)
Lineage: Eukaryota; Viridiplantae; Streptophyta; Magnoliopsida; Zingiberales; Musaceae
Source: RefSeq, a predicted model, not a curated record
CUCUCUCUCUUCUCCCGUGUCUGCGAAGGCUGGUCUUCUGAGGGAUGGACGCGUGCACACCGUCUCAGCGCUGCCAGGGGCGGCGGUAGUCGCGGAACCGGGCCUGUGACAGUGGAGAGUAGGCAAAGAGGAGCGAUUGUUUCAUCACCUAGGCGCCUAAAGUUGCCUCCUUUGAUGCUCUGUGCUCAGUUUCUGUUCUGCUUCACUGGAGUUUUUGGUGGACUGGCGGCUGCGGGUUUCGGAGGUUGGCUAUGUCGUCGGUGCAGAGGGAGAGGAAGACCGCGCUUGUAUUAGGCAUUAGUCGAGAAAGAAUCACCUUUUGUUGAUUCUGAUCUCGAACAAGCUUCGGUUCGUCGUCCAAGUAUCGCUUGCUUUUGUGGUUAUUGUUGUCGUGUGUGAGAAAAAAAAAUCAAUGUUUGGGUGGUUUAGCUCAUCAUCUUGCCGUUGGUGGAGAAAGACGCCGAAUCGGCGCUCACUCUGUACAUCCUCGGGAGAGUGUGCUGCGUUCGUUUUGAUUCGGCCUUCGGUUUCACUUUCGGUGAUGAGCUGAAGCGCGCAAAGACGAAAUUUUGGCGUCGUCCUCUUUGUCUUGGCGCAAAGACGAAAUGGGGGAGUUCACUUUCGUUUUGAUUGCCUGAUUUCUCAUUCAUCUUUAAUCGAUAAGCUUCAUCUCUCUGAGACGGGAAUAUAAACUUGCGUUCUUGUGCUGCUUGUGAUGAUGGGGGUGCUAUUAGUUGAAGACAUGGUGUAUCCUGGUGGCUCAAAUUAUGUGCAGGGUGAGAGGAAUGUUGGUUAUGGUGGCUUCCAUCAGGUUUCAGCGGGCGAACACAUAACGGGAGAGGGAGAUCCGGUUGACCUGCCACCAGAACAAUUUGCCGAGGCUGGUGAUGAAGAUACUAAUGAUGAUAUUGAUAUAGAAGAACUUGAAUUGCGCAUGUGGAGAGACCAGCUGCGGCUGAAACGCUUGAAGGAGAAGCAACAGAGCAAGAACAAGGUGCAGACUGAUGCAGCAAGACAGCAGUCACAGAAACAGGCCUGCCGGAAGAAGAUGUCUCGGGCACAGGAUGGGAUUCUCAAGUACAUGCUGAAGAUGAUGGAGGUGUGCAAGGCUCAGGGCUUCGUCUAUGGUAUAAUUCCGGAGAAGGGCAAGCCCGUCAGUGGUGCUUCCGAUAACCUCAGAGGUUGGUGGAAAGACAAGGUCAGGUUUGAUCAGAAUGGGCCUGCUGCUAUAGCCAAGUACCAGGUUGAUAAUGCCAUACCUGGAUCUAACAGUGAUGUCAACGCGGAGACUCUGGGUCCUCAUUCAUUGAUGGAGCUUCAGGACACAACGUUGGGUUCUCUCUUGUCUGCUCUUAUGCAGCACUGUGAUCCACCACAGCGGCGGUUUCCCCUUGAGAAAGGAAUCCCGCCCCCAUGGUGGCCUACUGGGAGAGAGGAGUGGUGGCGCAAACUGGACAUCCCUAAGGAACAUGGCCUACCGCCGUACAAGAAGCCACAUGAUCUGAAGAAGUCUUGGAAGGUUGCGGUCUUGAUGGUGGUAAUCAAGCACAUGUCUUCUGACAUUGAGAGGAUCCGUAGGCUUGUUCGGCAGUCCAGGUGCCUCCAAGACAAGAUGACUGCCAAGGAGAGCACAACAUGGCUUGCUGUCAUCAAGCAGGAGGAGGUCAUGUACAUGAAGCUGCACACAGAUGCAUGCGCACCCCAAUCCGCUGGCCGUGGUGUCUCAGGAGCCAUCUCCUUCGACAACAACAGCAGCGAGUAUGAUCACACAGGCAUUUACAAAGUUAAAGGUGAGGGUGUGGCAAACUACAAGCUGGCUCUUGCUGCUAAUGCCUUCAAUUUAAGAGCUUGUACAGGGGAUGUGAUGCCUAUUAGAUCUGCUCCGAUGAAGGGAGAGAAAGAUGUAGGGUUCAUUCAGAAAAGAACUUCCAGGGAGUCUGAACUGAUGAUGAACCAGCGGAUCUAUACCUGCGAUAAUGCGCUAUGCCCACACAACAAUUUCCGCAAUGGAUUUCUUGACAGGAAUGCCAGGAACAGUCACCGUUAUGUCUGUAAGUAUCAGAACACUCUUCUUCCUACAGGUAUUGGGAUGAUGAGCAAUGGCUUGCAAGUGCCUGGCAACAAGCCUUCAGUUAAUCCAGUCAAUAUAUCUGAACUCGGUAUUCCUUCUGAUGGGCAAAAAUUGAUCAACGAGUUAACGAACUUCUAUGAUAUCAGUAUCAAUGCUAGUAAGAACUCCAGCUCAGGAGAUGUGACCAUGUUGGAAGGAUCAAAGUCUCUUCAGAUGGAAGACAGCUUCUUUGAUCGCAGUCUAUUCGAAGAGGUCAGUGGUGUGGUAGAGCGAUCGCUGCCAAUCGAACAAGAACCAAGUGGCCAGCCCAUUGAAGCUAGUGGGGGUAUCAGGAUUAGGUCUGGCUUCAACAUGCUUGGAAUGGAUUACUCUGAUGCCUUGCAUGGGGGAACAAAGCAAGAUGGAUUUAGCUGGUUCUGCUGAAAUGAAAUGGUGGAGACACCAUGUUUGAUCAUUUCUUUAAAAUGGUGGAGUCGCGUCAACAGCAGCAGAUUAGAUUUCCGAGAAUAAAAAGAACCUUGAAUUUGGCUUAGGGUGGUCUUCCCUUAUCUCGAUAUGUAAAUUUUUUUCCUUGUUAUAUAUAUUGGAUAGAUAUUUAUAUGUGGAGUGCGCUCCUCAAGACUUGGUUGCAAGUAUAGAAUGUGGAGUUUGUGUUAGUUUUGAGAACUCAUGAAUGGAUACUUUGAUGUUUAGACUGUCAUGUUGCUUUUAAACUUG